AUGGAACCACAACCUCAAGGUGCUGACUUACGGGACGAGCUUUGGAAGGCCACUAAUGAGGCUAACACGGCUUUUGAAGGCAAUUUUUAUCAUGCCUCUACUCUGGCUAACGCUUUAAACCCUUGCAUGUCUAUUUCUGGACUUGGACUUGUUGGUUUACCCUUAACCAACCGUGAUGCCGGAGCCAUUAUCGCUAAUUGCUCUGCACCAGCAUUAUCAGGGAAAGGAAAGCGCAAUGUCGCUCCUCAAGCUGUACGAGAUACAUGGGAAAUUGAUUCGCGUCUGGUAUCCUUCGGUAACACUGGUUGGAAAAAUUACGUUGACAACACGCUGUCUCGAGAGGUCUGCAAGUCCUUAGGCGUAAAGAUAGGAGCUCAUCCUCCUAAGAUGGAACUACAAAAAUUGUUGUUAUUUGACAGUGGAUCCACGACGGCAUGUUUUACGCCCGGUCAGGAUACCCAAAGAGUAAUCGGGGCGUUUGCAUCUGCAACCAUUCUCCUCCCUUCUUUCCACAGUGGAGGAGAGAACUGGAAAGACAAGAAAUAUCAGGAAGGCUCAGACAACGAUAUGAUGGCCUGCAUUCUUCACCAUCAAUACGACAUGGAAACCCUUAAGCGGGGCAUGGAUUCACUCCGUGGAGUGGAUCGCAGUAAAGCUACUCAAAUUCUCCCUGUUGCAGAGGAAAUGGGUUUUAAGCUGAUUCUGGCGAAGUUGAAUCACACAAAAUCCGGCACGGCUGAACGUAUUUAUGGUGGUUGUGACUACUAUCGAAGGAAGCGGCAGCGGCAGCGGUUUUAUGAUUUUGAUUUUUACGGCUAUGAAGACAAAGACGAAGACGACGAGGACGAGGACGGAGAUGAUGAUGUGACAAUGGGUGCAGUAUCCGGCACCACCACUAGGCUCACUGAAGUCGUCAGCUUAGAUGGUGUGCCUUUGCUUUCCAUUGGAACUGUCAAUCUCGGCGAUGAUUUUGUUAUUCCAAAGAAAUCAUUUGAGAAUAUAGCACCUGAUGAGAACAACUAUGAUAGUUCGGCAGAAACUGACAAAGUGGAAAGUGUGCUGUAUAAGGCAGGAGGUCCAUCUUAUGGACUGCGCAAGUUAAUGGAAUCACCAUCUAUCACACCGACCAUAGAAGAUCUCCGCUGGGUUGAUAUUUUAGUCAAUGAUCAGCGACCUUUUAGUAAACAGCAAACCAUACUGCUGCUCAAACGGGCGUUCAAGUGGAAAGAUCUCAAAAUAUUGGAGAAAAUUGUGCAACAUAAACCUUGUGCUCUUGAAGUCGUAGGUGCUGAUUUUCUGCACCAAAUUUGGGAUACUUUCUCUUUCAAAAAUGUAUGCACUAUGUAUGUAUAUUCGCGCCACUCUUGA
This is a messenger RNA of Psilocybe cubensis, 1368 nucleotides long. RefSeq lists its product as uncharacterized. Bases 1 to 1368 code for a protein of 455 amino acids. The record is from RefSeq and is a predicted model, not a curated record. The transcript has 6 exons. Lineage: Eukaryota; Fungi; Basidiomycota; Agaricomycetes; Agaricales; Agrocybaceae.